CGCCGUACGCCCUGCAGGGUUCGAGGGGAGAGUGCGAAUCCUAAGUUCCGAGACCUGGGACCCGUCUGGUGCAGCUCCGGGGAAAGGUCGUGAGGCCAGGCGGAGAGCGCCCCGCGGCUCCCCCUGCUGCAGGCGCGGGUCCCCGCGCCCGGUUGUGGAGCGUCGCGCGGGGAGGGGGCGGCGCAGGGCAGCGGCGGCUCGCGGUGUUGUUCGCUCGCGCGUCGAGCGCACCGCGGCUCGGGCGAGCAGUGGGCGCCCCCGGCGGCAUUCCCGGCGGCCCGGCGCCUCAGCCAGUGCCCGGCGCGGCUUCCAUCCCGCAGCCCGACGCUCCCGAGGGGCUCCUGGUGGCGUCCCAGUGCGGAGCCGGACCGGCGGCAGCCGCCGAAGCAUGUAGAAGGGGUACGGCGCGAGCCCCCCACGGUUUCGCGGUGAGCUGGUUCAGUGGCUGAGCUCAAGAUGCCGUUGGUGAAAAGAAACAUUGACCCUCGGCACUUGUGCCACACAGCACUGCCCAGGGGCAUUAAGAACGAGCUGGAAUGCGUAACCAACAUUUCCCUGGCAAAUAUAAUUAGACAACUGAGUAGCCUAAGUAAGUAUGCUGAAGACAUAUUUGGAGAAUUAUUCAAUGAAGCACACAGUUUUUCCUUCAGAGUUAACUCAUUGCAAGAGCGCGUGGACCGAUUGUCUGUUAGCGUCACACAGCUUGACCCUAAGGAGGAAGAACUGUCUUUGCAAGAUAUAACGAUGAGAAAGGCUUUCCGGAGCUCCACAACUCAAGAUCAGCAGCUUUUCGACCGCAAGACGUUGCCUAUUCCAUUGCAAGAAACAUACGAUGUGUGUGAGCAACCUCCACCUCUCAACAUCCUCACUCCUUACAGGGAUGAUGGUAAGGAAGGGCUGAAGUUUUAUACCAAUCCUUCAUAUUUCUUUGACCUGUGGAAAGAAAAGAUGUUGCAAGAUACAGAGGAUAAGAGGAAGGAAAAGAGAAAGCAGAAGCAGAAAAAUCUAGACCGUCCUCAUGAACCAGAGAAAGUACCAAGAGCACCUCAUGACAGGCGGCGGGAAUGGCAGAAGCUGGCCCAAGGUCCAGAGCUGGCUGAAGAUGACGCUGACCUCCUACACAAGCAUAUUGAAGUUGCCAAUGGCCCGGCCUCUCAUUAUGAGACAAGGCCGCAGACCUACGUGGAUCAUAUGGACGGAUCGUACUCACUCUCUGCCUUGCCAUUCAGUCAGAUGAGUGAACUUCUGACCAGAGCUGAGGAGAGGGUCCUAGUCAGACCCCAUGAACCUCCUCCACCCCCUCCAAUGCAUGGAGCAGGAGAUGCAAAGCCCACAGCCGCCUGUAUCAGUUCUGCUACAGGUUUGAUAGAGAAUCGCCCCCAGUCCCCAGCUGCAGGCAGAACACCUGUGUUUGUGAGCCCCACUCCCCCACCUCCUCCCCCACCUCUUCCCUCUGCCUUGUCCACUUCUUCACUAAGAGCUUCAAUGACCUCAACUCCUCCCCCACCAGUCCCUCCUCCGCCUCCUCCCCCAGCCACUGCUUUGCAGGCCCCAGCAGUGCCCCCACCUCCGGCUCCUCUUCAGAUUGCCCCUGGUGUUCUUCACCCAGCUCCUCCUCCAAUUGCUCCUCCUCUAGUGCAGCCCUCUCCCCCAGUAGCUCGAGCUGCCCCAGUAUGUGAGACUGUGCCAGUUCACCCACUCCCGCAAGGUGAAGUGCAGGGGCUGCCUCCACCCCCACCACCGCCUCCUCUACCUCCACCUGGCAUCCGGCCAUCAUCUCCUGUCACAGUUGCAGCUCUUGCUCAUCCUCCCUCUGGGCUCCAUCCAACUCCAUCUACUGCCCCGGGUCCCCAUGCUCCAUUAAUGCCUCCAUCUCCUCCAUCACAAGUUCUACCUGCCUCUGAGCCAAAGCGCCAUCCAUCCACCCUGCCUGUAAUCAGUGACGCAAGGAGUGUGCUGCUGGAAGCCAUCCGAAAAGGUAUUCAGCUUCGCAAAGUGGAAGAGCAGCGUGAACAGGAAGCAAAACAUGAACGGAUUGAAAACGACGUGGCCACCAUCCUGUCUCGCCGCAUUGCUGUGGAGUAUAGCGACUCGGAAGAUGACUCGGAGUUCGAUGAAGUAGACUGGCUGGAGUAAGACAGCCACAGUGACUUGGAAGAUGACUCGGAGUUCGAUGAAGUAGACUGGCUGGAGUAAGACAGCCGCCUUGCUCUGUAUUGCAAGGCUGAAUGCACAUGUCCCUCGUGGCGCUUGUUCUUUGAAAAUGUUCAGUCAUUCUAGUGUUUUGCUUCCUAUUCCUCAUAAUGAAUAACCCUUUCCCUCCAUUAUUUUUGAUUUCUAUGAAAAGUAUUAGCAUAUAUUUCAAACUAAAUAUUUUGUGGCUUAUCUUAAUUUUUCCCCCUGGAAAAAUAUAAUUUGGUCCAAUAAACUACUAAGUAUUAAGCAUGGAAAGCCGUUAUUAGAGUAGCAGAUUCAGUUUUUGAUAUUCCUUAAUUGUGCACUUUGUGAUUUUUUUUUUUUAAUUUGAAGAAUGCAACUGAGACUGGAAUCUUGAAGGCAGCUCUGUCUGUGAACGAGCCUUAUUCCAUUUCUUGGUGUUUUAAAUGAAGAAACACUGCCUCGAUUAUAUGAAUACACUCAGAAGGAACAUGUAGCUUGUAGUGUUGAAUUCUCUUAAAGGAAUGGUUAGCUUUGGUUAUCAUUUUGUUGUUUUUGAAUACUUGCCUUAUUUGAACGUUUAGCAGAGCCCCCUUCCCACUUAUAUAUUGUGUGGUACAGUUUUGCUUGCCUAUAGAAGUUUAAAUUUUUCCAUGUGAAAUACUCAGAAUAAGCAUAUGUGUAACUUACAUAAUGUGAGAAUUACAAUCUGAUGUAAUAAACGGUUCAUUUUAAAGGCUC
Messenger RNA from Mus caroli (Ryukyu mouse), 2898 nucleotides. It is a transcript of the gene Wasf1, whose product is annotated as WASP family member 1. Gene Ontology annotation, cellular component: lamellipodium; SCAR complex; cytoskeleton. Gene Ontology annotation, molecular function: Arp2/3 complex binding; protein kinase A regulatory subunit binding; actin binding. Gene Ontology annotation, biological process: positive regulation of Arp2/3 complex-mediated actin nucleation; actin cytoskeleton organization. The record is from RefSeq and is a predicted model, not a curated record. Lineage: Eukaryota; Metazoa; Chordata; Mammalia; Rodentia; Muridae.